This is a messenger RNA of Alosa alosa (allis shad), 2452 nucleotides long. It is a transcript of the gene gpaa1, whose product is annotated as glycosylphosphatidylinositol anchor attachment 1. Lineage: Eukaryota; Metazoa; Chordata; Actinopteri; Clupeiformes; Clupeidae. Gene Ontology annotation, cellular component: membrane; GPI-anchor transamidase complex. The transcript has 13 exons. The record is from RefSeq and is a predicted model, not a curated record. Gene Ontology annotation, biological process: attachment of GPI anchor to protein. Bases 72 to 1916 code for a protein of 614 amino acids.
AUGCUUAGCUAGGCAUCAGGUUAACCUGCCUCCUUGUUGCAAGUGAAAAGGACAGGGUACCAUAGGACGUCAUGGGGCUAUUAUCAGACCCAAACCGCAGGAGAGCUCUGACCAACCUUCUGACCCGGCUCAACACUCCUAUUUGUGUGGUGUGCUACCUGGCAGGUGUGGCUUGGUUCAUGGGCCUUGCAUUUGAGCCCUUUACGCUGCGAACUUACAUGUCAGAAAAUGCCAUGGGUUCCACUAUGGUGGAGGAGAGGUUCCCAUCCGGGGAGCGGGCUGUUGCCACAGGAAGGGAGUUUUCUGCUCACAAGAGGAAGGUUGGUGGGAUGCCUGUGGAUUGGCUGGUGAAAACCAUGCAAGCGCGUGGACUGGAGGUCUACACCCAGCGGUUCUCUCGCACCCUGCCUUUCCCCGAUGAGAACAAAGAGAGAUACAUGGUGCAUGGUACUAAUGUCUAUGGAAUCCUGCGCGCCCCCCGAGCGCCACGCACAGAAGCGCUGGUGCUCACCGCUCCCUGCACCGAGGGCAACAGCAACAACCAGGCAGUGGGGCUCCUGCUUGGGCUGGCACAGUACUUCAGGAAUCAGGUCUAUUGGGCUAAAGACAUCAUAUUCCUUGUGAAUGAACAUGACCUUAUCGGCAUGCAGGCCUGGCUGGAAGGCUACCAUCACACCAAUAUCACAGGCAUGGACUGGACUCCCCUGCAGGGCCGAGGAGGCUCUAUCCAGGCUGCCCUGUCUCUGGAGCUCAGCUCAGAUGUCAUCACCAGCUUAGACCUAGUUCUGGAGGGUCUCAACGGCCAGCUCCCCAACCUGGACCUGGCCAACCUCUUCUACGCCUUCUGUCAGAAAAUAGAUAUCCUCUGUACCAUCCAGGGCAAGCUCCAGAGGAGUGACUGGGACACCCCGUCGGGCUACACGCACGCGGCCCAGACCAUGAUGUUGAUGGUGAUGAAACAGGCCAGCGGGCGAUCCUGGGGGGACCACGGCCUCUUCCUGCGCUACCACAUCGAGGCCGCCACCAUCAAGGGCGUCAACAGCUUCCGCCAGUACAAGACCGAUGCCACCACCAUCGGCAGGCUCCUGGAGGGCAUGUUUAGGAAGUUAAACAACCUCCUGGAGCGUCUCCACCAAUCCUACUUCUUCUACCUGAUGCCAUCCCUCUCCCACUUCGUCUCCAUUGGCUACUACAUGCCAGCAUUUGGCCUGCUGGCUGUUAUCCUUCUUCUCCGAGCAUUGGACCUGUGGGUACACCUGGGGACUCUGCCUCCAACAGAGGAUGGAGUAGCAGGGGAGGAGUCUGAUUCCAGCCCUAGUGCGCUGUCCAUCCUGACCCCAGUGGUCAUCAGUCACAUGACGGGUGUGGCUCUGUACUCCCUGCCCAUCCGUUCUCAGGAGAUGGCCGUGGAGCACUUCCCCGUGUCUGAGACGGAGGCGGUGGUCCUCACGGCCAUCGCCAUCUACACAGCCGGCCUGGCCCUGCCCCACAACACACACAAGUUCCUGGCCGGGGAGGGCACAGAGAAGGGCUGGAGGGUGCUGAAGCUGGUGGCCCUGCUGUACCUGGCUGUGCUGCUGGGCUGCACCGCCCUCAUCAACUUCUCCCUGGGCUUCAUCCUGGCUCUCUCCAUGGUGCCCAUCGCUGCCUUCAUCACACCCCACGUGCCCAAGGUGCUAAGUGCCACCAUCAUGAUUCUCCUGAGCCCCGGGUUCACACUGCUCUAUUGCGUGUUUGUCUACCAAGAGCUCCAGGAGUCACCGGUCUCCCUGGCUGAGGGCUGGAUGCUCUUCCUGUCGGUCAUCUCGCAGGGCAUCUUGGACCACAGCCUGUACGGCUCGCUGGUCUACCCUCUGCUGGCUCUGUUUGUCUACCCCUGCUGGCUGCUCUUCUGGAACAUUCUCUUCUGGAAGUGAAGGAGUCGUGUCUGAGCAGCAACCAGAGUACUGCUCGGUCCAGGGUCAGAAUCACCCACCCCCACCCUCCAAGUGCCAUCAUGGGCUUUAACAGAUGAGAUCGAGAGAUGACACACUGAUCUCAGGUCUGUGCUGUGGACUACCAGCUAUCCUGGUUAAAAGGGAAAGUGGGCAUCUGAAGGGCAAGAGGGUCAAGGGAAGAGGGAAUUCUCAAAGGUGCUGUUGACACUAGAUGAGAAUGGACUGCACUGAUUGGGUUAAGUUAUUUUUUUGUUCUUGUUUUUAAACUUUAAACUCAAGGUUAACGUUUAUGGCAGUAUAUCUGUAUGCAUGAAUAUGGUGUCAAGAGUGGGAGUAGGAGAGGAAACACUUUGGUGUGAAGAUGCACUGGAAAACUGUCUCUUGUUGUUUAUGUAUUUUGUGUUUAUGUUGUUUCUGUAUUUAAAACAAUUUUUUUAUAGUGUGCCUGAUCAAUGCCCUAAACCUUUUCACCUCAAGAACUUAAUACUACUAAUAAAAGCGCCUUUUCCCAAAUA